This is a messenger RNA of Zea mays, 3025 nucleotides long. RefSeq names its product neutral/alkaline invertase 1, mitochondrial. Gene Ontology annotation, biological process: sucrose catabolic process. The transcript is spliced from 6 exons. The record is from RefSeq and is a predicted model, not a curated record. Gene Ontology annotation, cellular component: mitochondrion. Gene Ontology annotation, molecular function: endo-alpha-N-acetylgalactosaminidase activity; sucrose alpha-glucosidase activity. NCBI's taxonomy places the organism in Eukaryota, Viridiplantae, Streptophyta, Magnoliopsida, Poales, Poaceae. The coding region runs from base 731 to 2614 and encodes 627 amino acids.
GCGAUCUUUUAUGAGCUGUCUGGUUGCUUUUGCUUGCAACAUUUUAGACCUCGCCGGCGGUAUAUAACAUUAUUAGCAUUUUUAUGUGGUUGGUUACAUGUACACUAUCAUUGACCUGGGAAAACAGAUGCAAGCGAGGCUCUCUAGCCUGGUGUGCCAUAGGCCCAUAGAAAGCGGGUGACUUUAAACUCGUUCUUUUAUUAUAUAUCUUUUAGUUAAGAUAUUUAAUUAUCAAACUGAUUUUGCUUUUAUGUUUUUAACAUGGUAGGAACAAAACUUGAUCACACUUGUUAUAUAAAUUUAAAUAUUAAUUUUAUUUAUAUCACUUUUAUAUACUCAUAAAUGCAGCCAAACAUAAAUUAUAUCUGAUUUGUAGAAGCUCCAACAAGUCAAUAACCCACCAAAGAAAGGCUCUUGCUGUCAGUAUUGCACAUGCUGGACCUGCCUAAAAGGAGCCUGCCUCCUCAAAUAUACAAGCCACGGUGGCCAGGCUCCGAGAAAAGGAAAUCAAACAGCCCCUAUAAAAAAAAGCCUGGCUCCCUCCCAGCUCUCCUCUGCCUUAUGCUCCCCAGUCCCCACCUAACCCAAACCGAACCGGCCCUUCGCACUUCCGCAGAACGAGCACUCGUGGACCAAAUAUUUGGCACAAGUUAGCUUUGCCUGUUUCUUGCGUGUAGAUCCCUCAAGGUUUCUCCGCCGCGCGCCCGUGCCCUUCGCCGGAGCUUGCCAUAUGAAUGGUCAAACCCCGAUGGGGCUCGCCGCCGUAGCAGUGAGGCCGUGCUGCAGCCGCCUCAUCUCGUCCGCCUCCGCCGCCGCGGCGUCAAAGACGGCGGCGGGCACCGCGACCUCGCUCUUCCCCAGAUUGCCCCACCCGCACCACCCCCCGUACGGCCGGCGCCUCCCCUUCCUCGUCUCCGCGGCGUCGCAGUCGCAGGCCGGCCCGGGCACUCCUCCCACCCCUGUACCAGCCCCCGUCCCCUCCGACCCCCGCGCUGCCGUUUCCGGCAACCUUCCUUUCUUCGACCGCGUCCUCUUUCCCGACUCGUUCCCGCUUGAGACCCCGCCCUCCAAGGAGGAGGAGGACGCGGCAGCGCUGCAGACCGAUGAGGCCGUGGCGCCGGCCGUCCCCUUGAGGGAGGAGACGGAGACAGAGAGGGAGGCGUGGAGGCUGCUGCGGAGGGCGGUCGUCAGCUACUGCGGCGAGCCCGUGGGGACGGUGGCGGCGGAGGACCCCGAGUGCACGGAGAUGCUCAACUACGACCAGGUCUUCAUCAGGGACUUCGUGCCCUCCGCGCUCGCCUUCCUCAUGCGCGGCGAGACCGAGAUCGUCCGCAACUUCCUCCUCCACACCCUCCAGCUUCAGAGCUGGGAGAAAACUGUUGAUUGUUACAGCCCUGGGCAAGGAUUGAUGCCAGCUAGCUUCAAGAUUAGGACCGUACCACUUGAUGAGAACAAUGAAGGAUUUGAGGAGGUCUUGGACCCUGACUUUGGCGAGGCAGCCAUUGGCCGUGUAGCUCCUGUGGAUUCUGGACUGUGGUGGAUUAUUUUGUUGAGGGCUUACUGCAAGAUAACAGGCGACAAUGCUUUGCUAGAAAGAGUUGAUGUGCAGACAGGAAUUCAAUUGAUACUGAGUUUGUGUUUGGCUGAUGGGUUUGACAUGUUCCCAACAUUACUAGUUACAGAUGGAUCAUGCAUGAUAGACAGGAGGAUGGGAAUACAUGGGCAUCCUCUUGAAAUCCAAGCUUUGUUCUACUCCGCUCUACGAUGUUCACGAGAAAUGCUUGUUGUGAACAAUGGAUCGAAAAAUCUCAUCCGUGCCAUUAACAACAGGCUCAGUGCGUUGUCCUUUCACAUAAGAGAAUAUUACUGGGUUGACAUGAAGAAGAUAAAUGAGAUAUACAGAUACAAGACAGAAGAAUACUCCCAUGACGCCACUAACAAAUUCAACAUUUACCCUGAGCAAAUCCCUUCCUGGCUUGUUGACUGGAUUCCUGAGAAAGGAGGUUACCUUAUAGGGAAUCUGCAGCCAGCUCACAUGGAUUUUAGGUUCUUCUCUCUUGGCAACCUUUGGGCCAUAGCUUCGUCUCUAACUACUCCAAAACAAGCUGAGGGAAUUCUUAGCCUUAUUGAAGAAAAAUGGGAUGAUCUUGUAGCAAACAUGCCCCUGAAGAUAUGCUUCCCUGCAAUGGAAGAUGAUGAAUGGCGCAUUAUUACUGGCAGUGAUCCUAAAAAUACCCCAUGGUCAUAUCAUAAUGGUGGAUCUUGGCCAACCUUAUUGUGGCAGUUCACAUUGGCCUGCAUAAAAAUGGGCAGACCAGAAUUGGCCCGGAGAGCCAUUGCUGUGGCCGAGGAGAGACUCUCAGAUGACAAGUGGCCAGAAUACUAUGACACCCGGUCUGGGAGGUUCGUAGGGAAGCAAUCCCGAUCUUAUCAGACAUGGACUAUUGCUGGUUUCCUGACCUCAAAAAUGUUGCUGGAGAACCCCGAGCUGGCUUCUAUUCUUACCUGCGAUGAGGACCUUGAGCUUCUCCAAGGCUGUGCUUGCUGCCUGUCCAAGAAGAGGACCAGGUGCUCACGCCGGGUGGCCAAGCCACAUGCUGGGGUGAAGCUGUGAAGCUCAUGUUGUUCUUUCUACUGCAGACGCACAAUGGAUACUACAGAUGGAGAAUUAACUAAGGCACAGACUCCUCAGCUGUACAUUAGUAUAGGUUUAUAUUAGAUACCCAUCCAUUCAUUUCCUCGGUGUCUGCUCAUUGGUUUUUUUUGCUGAGCUACCACUGAUGGGAACUACCCUGGGUGAUACCGGUGGUUGAAAGAAGAGAGCAAAAACAUAUUCGAAGUUUGUGCUCUCAUGUACACAGAAAAAAGUACCUGCUAUUAUUUGAGCUGUUUGGGAGCGCUGUUGCAGCCCUAACCAUUGUAUGUCUUGUUCGUACUUCGUGCAAACCAAACUCUGACACUAUCAUGUUCUUUUCAUAUUAUGGUUACACCUUUGUUGUAUUGGAUUAUGCUUGGAUUUGCCAUA